This is a messenger RNA of Aptenodytes forsteri (emperor penguin), 976 nucleotides long. RefSeq names its product RAB39A, member RAS oncogene family (gene RAB39A). The annotation marks the transcript as partial. Gene Ontology annotation, cellular component: Golgi membrane. The record is from RefSeq and is a predicted model, not a curated record. NCBI's taxonomy places the organism in Eukaryota, Metazoa, Chordata, Aves, Sphenisciformes, Spheniscidae. Gene Ontology annotation, molecular function: GTPase activity; GTP binding. The transcript is spliced from 2 exons.
CCGCUCUGGGACCCGGCGGGGCAGGAGCGGUUCAGAUCAAUAACACGCUCUUAUUAUCGCAAUUCUGUGGGUGGCUUACUAGUGUUUGACAUCACAAAUCGACGAUCUUUUGAACAUGUGAAAGACUGGCUAGAAGAAGCAAAAAUGCACGUGCAGCCCUUUCAGAUUGUGUUCCUGUUAGUAGGACAUAAAUGUGACUUAGUGUCACAGCGUGAGGUUACAAGAGAAGAAGCUGAAAAACUGUCAUCUGACUGUGGUAUGAAAUAUAUAGAAACUUCAGCAAAAGAUGCCACGAAUGUUGAAGAGUCCUUUACAAUUCUUACACGAGACAUCUAUGAACUUGUAAAAAAAGGAGAAAUCUCGAUACAAGAUGGAUGGGAAGGUGUCAAGAGCGGCUUUGUUCCAAAUGUUGUACAUUCAUCAGAAGAAGCUGUAAAGCCCAGGAGACAGUGCAUCUGCUGAAUUUGUAGCGUGCCAAAGAGCACAUCGGGUGUUCAGAAGAUGAUGCCAACCUAAAUAACAGAAUAAUAAUUUUGAAACAAUAUUAGAUCAUGACAUAGCUGAAUCAUAGAACGGUAAUUUGUUUUUGUAUCCUUCUGUCUAGGUCAUAACUUCAUAAAACUUUAAGUGCUUUUUUUCUUUUCAGAGUACAAUAACUUUGUGUGGUCUUCAGGAAAAGAAAUUAUAUAUUGCUAAAGGAAAAACUAAUCCUAUAGCAAGACACUGAGAAAGCGCAAUAAUCAUCGUGACAACAUCCUCUCUUGGGCUUUGUAUUUUGAAUACUGUUUAAAAUCAAGGCUUGCUAGGUGAGGAUCAGAUGAGCUCAUUACUUGGUUCAUCCUGCCUUAGUUUUGGACAAGAAAAUAUUAUACCUUAUACUUUUUUAAUGUGAUUCUUUACUCCAGUGCAGGGUUGCUAAUGACCAUUAAAGUUUAGAAUGCUGUAGAAUUUCAUAAUAAAGAUAACUCUAAAGAAA